Engraulis encrasicolus (European anchovy) is the source of this 1373-nucleotide messenger RNA. RefSeq names its product chromosome 7 C11orf54 homolog (gene bkgd). Bases 154 to 1113 code for a protein of 319 amino acids. The transcript has 9 exons. Gene Ontology annotation, cellular component: nucleus. The record is from RefSeq and is a predicted model, not a curated record. NCBI's taxonomy places the organism in Eukaryota, Metazoa, Chordata, Actinopteri, Clupeiformes, Engraulidae. Gene Ontology annotation, molecular function: zinc ion binding; hydrolase activity, acting on ester bonds.
CCAUUUAAUAAGUUCUCUGCUGGACGGGGACAAGCAGGAGUGUCCAGUUAUCAUGUGAUUUGCAUCCCGCACAGUGCCGAUUCUGUACAGUCUAGUGCCCAGCCUGGUUGUCCGAGGUGUCACUCGACUUGCUUGCAAAUUCAACGCUCAACCAUGACGAGCAAAAGCCAAACUGAGAAGUUCCAACUUCACGUUCCAACCCUAGAUAAGCUCCGUGAAGUUUUGGAAGAGGGUUUAAAACGAAACUUUGCUGAUGCAGAAGUGACUGUCACUGAAUGCCCAGAUCUUACACAGGAACCAUUUAAGUUUCCUGUGAAAGGUUUAUGUGGUAAACCGCGUGUAACAGAUGUUGGUGGUGUUCCUUACCUCAUUCCAACAGUACAUCUGGACAAGCUUUAUAACAUGAACACCGUGUCCAAAGAGCUGGAACUACCUGGUGCUUUCAUCAUCGGAGCUGGCGCCAUCUCCUCAAAAACAGCUGGAAUGAAUGCUGAGCUAAUGCCCCUGGUGCUGACUGAAUCCGAGGGGAAACCGGCUGUGAAUGGCAGCUACUUUGCCUCCAUCAAUCCUGUGGAUGGAAAGUGUCUGCAGGAACGCUACAGCGACAGGUUCCAUGACUGCGAUUUUGGACUGCUGGCUAACCUGUAUGCCUGUGAGGGAAAACCUGGGAAGGUCCUUGAGGUGAGAGCCAGCCGCAGAACAGGACAGGACAGUCUUGUGUCGUGCAUGAGGAAAGCAAUGGAGCUGCACUAUCCUGAUCAAAGCUUGGCACUGGGGGGGACUUUUGUCAUCCAAAAAGGCAAAGCGAAGAUCCAUAUAAUGCCACGAGAGUUCUCGGCCUGUCCUUUGCUAACGGAGGACGACGUUAACGGUUGGUUGAAGCACUUUGAGGUCAGCGCUCCUUUCAUCUGCCAGACAGUGAUGGUGUCCAGGGAUCCAGGUUUGGACCUUCGUGUGGAGCACACUCACGGCUUUAGCCACCAUGGAGAGGGAGGGCAUUAUUACAUUGACACCACCCCUGACACCGUGGAGUACCUGGGCUACUUCCUGCCUGCAGAGUACAUCUACCGCAUUGACAGGCCCCAGGAAACUCACAAGAUCGGCAGAGACUGAAGAGAGAGGGAGAGACAGAGAGAAAAAAAAAGGAAUUUGAUUUUUUUUUUUUGCGUCUUGAUUGAUCAUGUGUGCCCUCAAGACAUAUGGUAGUUUGCAUUGGAAAUAUUACAAUCAAGUUUAAGUCGGCGUUGAAAUUUGGUAUGAAAGGAACACAAUUGAUGCAAGCAGAAUAAACAGCACUUUUUACAAAACAUGGUUUUCAUAAUUCCAGAUUUGUGCAUUCAUAAAAAAUGAAAUAAAAAAAAUAAAAUAACCAA